UUUUAAAUAAUAAUAAUAACUAUAAGAAAUUUAGUAGAGGAGUUAAGUAGUAUUAAGUAUUAAUUUAUUAGUAACCAUAGAACUGUCAGCUGAUUUAAUUUUUUAUUUUUCAAGGCCCCCGCAGUAGGCCCCAGUCCACGGAGUCCCAUAUUAUUUACCUUGAUCUAUCUCUCAUCAUUUCUCCAUCUAUCCUCUGUUGUCCUCUGUCAGAAUCAGAAUAUAUACUCGGUAUUAUAUAUAUACAUAUAUAUAUAUAUAUGUAUUGUUCCACUACUUCAUUGUUCUCCAUUCAAUUUUAUGAGCUCAGCCUGAACUACUCAGCUCAUAUGCAUCAGUCUUUAGUGAUAAACUAUAAAAUUAAAUAGUGAAAUAGUGAAAUAAUAAUAAUUAAAACAAAUAAAUAAUUAAUAAUUUAUAAUUAUUAAUAAUUUUGACAGUAAUAUUGUCAAUUAAACGGAUGUAUUAUUCAAAAUUAAGGCUUUUAAAUGAUAUCGCGAAUAUUCCGUGGAGAAAAUGAAAAUGCUGCUGUUAAAAGAAAACGUCAGAUAGAUACAUUGAAAAUUUUUAAUGAUAAUGUAGCUGAAUUAAGAGAAGAUGCUGAGUAUCAGGUACAAUUUGAUGCUGGAGAAACACGAAUGGCUAUUAUGGUAUCAUUACCACCGGAAUUUCCAUUAGAAAAACCAGUAUUAAGAGUUUCACCACCUGUGACACAUCCUUGGUGUAAUGAACACAGUGAAAUAACGAGCGCACCUGGAUUGCUAAAUUUUACAAUUCACAGUGAUCUUGGUCGUGUUGUACAAGCAAUUAUUAGAGAAUUUAGUAAAAAUCCUCCACAAUUAACUGAUGAUAUUUCUUUAACAAAUAAAUCUCGAGAGUUACAAGAUCGAAUAUCUCCACCGUAUGGUUUCCAACGUUAUCCAGAAUUACAAUCCACAUUGUAUAAUACGUAUUACAACUCACAGUAUCCGGCAUACUCAACAUCCAGCAGCAGUAAUUACAAAUAUAACUAUGUCAACUCAUGCAUAUCAAAUCAAAAUCAAUUUACAUCGUCUUUGCACCGUCCAACGUACACAUCUACUGGUAGUUCUGGUAAUUCAAAUUCUAUCGGGACUGCUAGUCCUGUUCAGUACUCGAAUGACCAUCGGCCAGUUAGUUACAUUAAUUCCCACAAUUACAAUACAGCGAGUUAUAACAAACCUGUGACAAUAAAUCCACCUCCACAUACGGCGGUAUCCAGUCCAGAGUUUCCGGAGCUUAAUAAUUUAACAAAUGAACAGCUUGUUAAGCUUGCUGAAGAAACGGACAGUCUUGAUACCUUUCUGAGCCAACAUUCCCAGCUUAAAGAUAUUAAUUUAUUGAUUGACGAGACUAUCGAUAGCGUUGAAACAUUAGCUAAUGAUAAUCUAGCCAAAGAGACUGAAUUAAAAACACUUAAAGAAGAGGUUGCGUCUAAAAUAAAAAGUGUGUCAGAACUUAAAGCACAUUAUGAUAAUUUAAUUAGCCAAUAUAGCAAAUUGUCGCAAGUAUUUGCGCCAGAUCAUAUACGCGAGUGUUUAAAACAGGCUGCUGAUGAAAGUCAUGAGCAGAGUGAAUUGAUUGCUGAAAAUUUUAUCAACCGUAAGAUUGACGUUGAACAUUUUUUGAGCAGCUAUAUCGAGUGCCGUAAAUUAGGCCAGGCAAGACGUACCAAGGAGGAAAAAUUGGGACAUCAGUUGAAUGAACUGAAGCGAGCUGGUUAUUAAUACUAAUAAUACUAAUAAUUAUUAUUAUUAUUAUCAAAAUUUACAUUCGAUUUAUGGGUUUGUCAAUUUAUACGCAUAUAUAUUAGACUGAUUCAAAAAAAUCAACUAUUUUUUAUUUUUCAAGAACUUUCGAAAGUUUCAGAAGGGUAAAAAAUGUCUUUAAAUUAGAGCUCUUAAUAUCAACAUUUACUUCUUGAUUGCAAUUUUCCAUUUUCCACUUAAAAAACAUAGGAAAUUUUUUUUUUAAUUUUAAAUUUUAUAACUCAUCAACGAAAAAUUAUACCGAAAAGAUCAAUCCAUAUUUUUGUAGAGAAUUGAAUGUUCUACAAAAGUCUUAUAAUUUUUCGAUAAAUUCAGUAUUUUAAAAGUUAUUCGAGGUCAAAGUUGAAUUUAUAAAAUUCUUUAUGUUUUUCCACUUUUUUGGCGAAACUAUCAGACUUAUUAUAAAAUGCCAUAGGACCUUUUUUGUAGACCGUUCAAUUUCCAACAAAUUAUCGCUUGUGUUUUUCAAAAUAUUUGAAUGCUCUUUAAUUAUUUGCAUUAGAAUUAAAAUCAGCCAUAAUACGACUUUUGAAACUUAUUGAUUUUGAAUGCAAAUAACUAAAAAGCAUUCAGGAAUUUUUAAAAGUUCGUAUAAAAUAAUAUGUUGGAAUUGAAACGGUCGACAAAAAAUAUCCUAUGAUAUUUUGUAAUAAGUCUGAUAGUUUCUUCAGAAAAGUGGAAAAAUAUAAAAAUUCUGUGAAUUCAACUUUGACCUCGAAAAACUUUUGAAAUAUUGAAUUUAUUGAAAAAUUACAAUAGACUUUUGUGUAGAGCAUUCAAUUCUCUACAAAAAUAUGGAUUGACCUUUUCGGUAUAAUUAUUCGUUAAUGAGUUAUAAAAUUUCCAAUUAAAAAAAAUUUCCCAUGUUAUUUAAAUGGGAAAUGGAAAAUUGCAAUCAGGAAGUAAAUGUUGAUAUCAAGACUUCUAAUUUUAACAAACGUUUUUUUUUACCCUACUGAAGCUUUUGAAAGUGUCUCCGUAAAAAAUAAAAUAUAGUCUUUCUUUUUUUAAUCAGUCUAAUAUAUACACAUCAAUAUCUAUUGAACAAUGUAUACAGACUGUAAAUAUCACACUCGUAAAUACCUACUGCAAUCAUCAACUCGGUAAAAAAUUUUUAAUUUCCUCCAUAAAUUUUUUUUAUUAAUUUCUAAAACGGCAAAAUUUAAAUAAUCGGAAUAAUUUAAAAAAAACGAUCUACUAUUUUAUCUUGUACAUAAUAAAUAAUAAAAAAAUAUUAGAGAAGAAAAAAAUAUAUAUAUAUAUUAUAUAUGUUCAGGGAUGUACAAUGGUGUUACCUACAUCAUAAUAAGAAGCUUACGUGUAUUUAAAUAGUAAUGAGAUUAAUGGUUCCACGUUCGUCACACUAAAGAAAAUAAAAAAAAAUAUAAAUAUAAAACAAAUUUAAAAAAUUAUUAAAUGUGCGCAUAAUUAAAUUUAAAUUGUCUGCAAAUUAUUUAAUUUUGUAUUUAUAUAUUAAAAAAAAAACAAAUAAUGAUAAUGGACGUAUAACAAAUGUCUAUUAUAUUUUCUUAUAUCUCUCCACUGCUGCAUUUGCGUUAUCGGUUUAUGUAAUAAAAAUUAGAUCAAGUACGUAAU
Microplitis demolitor is the source of this 3380-nucleotide messenger RNA. It is a transcript of the gene Vsp37A, whose product is annotated as vacuolar protein sorting-associated protein 37A. The record is from RefSeq and is a predicted model, not a curated record. Gene Ontology annotation, biological process: protein targeting to membrane; ubiquitin-dependent protein catabolic process via the multivesicular body sorting pathway; protein targeting to vacuole. Lineage: Eukaryota; Metazoa; Arthropoda; Insecta; Hymenoptera; Braconidae. The coding region runs from base 486 to 1742 and encodes 418 amino acids. The transcript has 5 exons. Gene Ontology annotation, cellular component: ESCRT I complex.